AUGCAGGCAGUGCCAUUAUUCAUAUCAGAAAUUGCACCUGCCGAGUACAGAGGAGGCUUUAAUCUUUGUUUUCAGCUCCUUAUCACAAUAGGCAUUCUAUUUGCUAACGUGACUAACUAUGUCACUUCAAAAUUACACCCGUACGGUUGGAGAAUUUCACUGGGUAUAGCAGCAUUUCCUGCUUUACUUCUCCUCCUUGGCUCUAUUACGAUCGUGGAGACACCAACGAGCCUUAUAGAACAAGGGAAGAAUGAAGAAGGCUUGUAUUAUUUGAAGAAACUUAGAGGUGUUGAUAAUGUUGAUAAAGAAUAUGAAGAAAUUUUUCAAGCUGUUGAAUUUAGUAAGCAAAUUAAGCAUCCCUUCAAGAACCUUAGGAAACAGUCAAGUCGACCUCAACUAGUAUGUGGUGCACUUAUUCAAAUCUUCCAGCAGUUCACAGGCAUCAGUGUGGUCAUGCUUUAUGCCCCAGUUCUCUUUCAGACCAUGGGGUUAGGUGAGAAUGCGUCAUUGAUGUCAGCUAUAAUGACUAAUACAGUUAAACCAAUAGGCACUGUGUUUGCAAUUUUUGUGGUUGAUAAAUUUGGUAGAAGAGCGUUGCUCAUUGAAGCAGCCAUUCAGAUGUUCAUUUCUCUGGGUGCAAUUGGAGUGAUCCUUGCAAUGCAUUUGCACUCCACAAACGUUGUGUCGAAACAUGAUGCCAUACUUGUGAUCAUCUUGGUCUGCGUGUUCUUGGCUGGUUUUGCUUGGUCAUGGGGUCCCUUGGGAUGGCUAAUUCCAAGUGAAAUAUUCCCAAUAGAGACUCGAAGUGCUGGCUUCUCCGUCGCCCCUGGCUUGAGAGAUUGUUUGGAUGAACAAGUUGUUUUGAAGGUAGAAGGUGUGGAAUUCAAUAUACAAAUCAAUGAAUUUGAUUCAGUGUUAUACUCAGAAUUUUCAAGGAUUGAGUUUUCUAUGAACAAACCCAAUAUGCAAUAUGAUGGAGAUAGGGAACUGGAGUCUGUUUCUGCAGAAGAAGAGUGUCAGCAGCCUCAUAAUUCAGGACAAUUUCGUGCAGAUACUAGCGUAGACAUUAUUGACAGCCUAAGCCUAUAUGAUAGGGAUAACUUAGGGCCUAUUUUGGACUUAAUCCAUACAGCAUCAGAAUCAAAUAUACAGCAGCAGCAAGUCCACAAAUUUGAUCAGACUCAGCCUGCAAAUAGCUUGGGCAAAUAUGGUCAGUUUCGGAUCGUUGACACUAUUGAUAAUCAUGACACAGUUUGGAGCAUCACAAGGAGGAAUGUUUUGGGCCCUCAUUUCCAGUUCCUCUGUGUGCUGAAUUUGCCCUUAACCCAAACCCAAGCCCGCAAAUAA
Molecule: messenger RNA, 1347 nt
Organism: Dovyalis caffra
Lineage: Eukaryota; Viridiplantae; Streptophyta; Magnoliopsida; Malpighiales; Salicaceae
Source: the annotation of a GenBank genome assembly